AUGGAUCCGGAGACUCGAAGCGAUUCGCCCACGGAAAGCAGCCGACAAGACCAUCCAUCAAAAACAUCUUUCCUUAUCGAAGACAUUUUAUAUCGAAGCCACGAUAAUAGAAACUUUAAGACCCCAGAUCAGAGACGAUUUGACUACGAUCGGGACCCUAAACCAUUCUUUCCGGUCCCAAAUGAGAUGAGACCACAGGUACCGGGCAGAGAAGGGUCUUACCUACAAGUUGCUAUGGGUGCUUUAGGAGCAUAUUUGCACACUCCUAACACUUAUAAGGCUGUGGAGGCACCAUAUUUUCUGUCUCAAGGAGUGCCAUAUCAUGCGUUGUUCACGCCGUCAGAAUUGUCGCUGUCCGCCCUAAAACACUGCCGUCGGCGGAAAGCAAGGACGGUGUUUUCCGAUCCACAACUAACUGGUCUGGAGAAACGCUUCGAGUCCCAGCGUUACCUGUCAACUCCUGAGCGCGUGGAACUGGCCGGAGCCCUGAACCUGUCGGAGACACAGGUCAAGACCUGGUUCCAGAACCGACGGAUGAAACACAAGAAGCAAAUGAGGAAACAGCAGCAACAACGAGACUUACUGACUGGAAAACACCCAGACCUGGGGUUGCUCGCUGCCCGACCAGGACCAGACCCAAGCGUACGGCGCGUUGCGUUCCGCGCGCGCCUCAAAGAGCCAAUAGACCAUUACAGACGGGGCUCUAUAGAGCUGAUGUUCACUGUUCAGCCGGGGUUGCGGGGCAAGCGUUGGUUAUUAGUCAGAGCAACGGCAGUAGACUUUACAACAAAACAUCCAUCAACACAUUCGGAAUGUCGAAAAACGGAAAAUUCAAGAAUAUCGACAGAUUCGGACACAGAACACAGCGACAGUGACAUCGAUAUCGUCGGAGAAACGAACUACGCACAACACUAUUCCACUAAUAAUACGUAG
This is a messenger RNA of Spodoptera exigua (beet armyworm), 933 nucleotides long. Lineage: Eukaryota; Metazoa; Arthropoda; Insecta; Lepidoptera; Noctuidae. The record is from the annotation of a GenBank genome assembly.